GCUGGCGGCGCCGUCGUGGUCGCUGGCGGCGCCGCGGGCAGCGUCUGCGCGGGCGGCGCCGUCGUGGUCGCCGGCGGCGGCGGCGGCGGCGCCGUCGUCGUGGUCGCGGGCGGCGUGGGCGCGUCGGAGGGCUUGGCCGUCGGCGCGUCGGAGGGCUUGGCCGUGGGCGCGUCGGACGGCUUGGCCGACGGCGCGUCGGAGGGCGUGGCCGACGGCGCGUCGGAGGGCGUGGCCGACGGGGCGUCGGAGGGCGUGGCCGACGGGGCGUCGGAGGGCGUGGCCGACGGCGCGUCGGAGGGCGUGGCCGACGGGGCGUCGGAGGGCGUGGCCGACGGGGCGUCGGAGGGCGUGGCCGUGGGCGCGUCGGAGGGCGUGGCCGACGGAGCGUCGGAGGGCUUGGCCGUCGGCGCGUCGGAGGGCGUGGCGGUGGGGGCGUCGGAGGGCGUGGCCGUCGGAGCGUCGGAGGGCGUGGCCGACGGCGCGUCGGAGGGCGUGGCCGACGGCGCGUCGGAGGGCGUGGCCGACGGC
Messenger RNA from Aureococcus anophagefferens, 528 nucleotides. RefSeq lists its product as hypothetical. The annotation marks the transcript as partial. Lineage: Eukaryota; Pelagophyceae; Pelagomonadales; Pelagomonadaceae. The transcript has a single exon. The record is from RefSeq and is a predicted model, not a curated record.